This is a messenger RNA of Wasmannia auropunctata (little fire ant), 1380 nucleotides long. Its product is annotated as hexaprenyldihydroxybenzoate methyltransferase, mitochondrial-like. Gene Ontology annotation, molecular function: 2-methoxy-6-polyprenyl-1,4-benzoquinol methyltransferase activity. The record is from RefSeq and is a predicted model, not a curated record. Gene Ontology annotation, biological process: ubiquinone biosynthetic process. The transcript is spliced from 5 exons. Bases 167 to 1021 code for a protein of 284 amino acids. NCBI's taxonomy places the organism in Eukaryota, Metazoa, Arthropoda, Insecta, Hymenoptera, Formicidae.
AGACCAUGGGUGAUCUAUGGAUGAGACCCGCUCUGCCAGCCGUGCUCCGCUCCUCGAUUUGGCACAACCGAUCGGAGAGUCGAACGCGAAUCAACGUAUAUAUUCCGUUGUGUAUUAAUUAUCGAAGAGCUACAGAUACAGUUAGUCUAUUAAACUGUAAACUCAAAUGUAUUUAAAUAGAAACAUGAUAACAUUAAAUAUUGUCAAAUACGCCAAGGGAUCGUGGAAAAGCAUUCCCCGAGACAACAGAAACACUAGGUCAAUGUCGACAAUAAGUCCCAAGGAAAUUGAACACAUUUCUACUUUCAAAAACAUUUGGUGGGAUGAGAACGGCCCAUUAAGUGGCCUCCAUUCGUACAAUCCGUUCAGAAUACAACUUGUAAAAGAUGGACUGGUAAACGCCAAAAUCGUCAAAAUGCAAAAUUCAGAUCUUCCAUUGAAAGGAAUCAACAUUGCGGAUGUUGGCUGCGGCGGAGGUAUAUUAACCGAGGCUUUAGCUAAAGUAGGAGCGCAAGUAACCGGAAUAGACGCAUCGGCGGAAUUAAUAAACGUUGCUACAGAACAUGUAAAAUUAAAUCCCAACAUAUCAGAAAGAGUGAAUUACAUUCAGACAACCGUGGAAGAUUUCGCCGAAAACGAGAGAGAAACAUAUGAUGCUGUUGUAACUUCUGAAGUUUUGGAGCAUGUAGCAGAUCCACAAAUGUUUUUAAAGGAAUGUGUGAAAAUUGUGAAACCUGGCAAGUCGAUUUUUAUAACGACGAUAAACAGAACUCUAACAUCUUGGCUGUCCACUAUUGUAGCAGCCGAAUAUAUUUUCAGAUCUAUACCUCGUGGUACUCAUACAUGGAGUAAAUUUAUUGCUCCACACGAAGUUCAACGUAUACUGGAGAAUUAUGGCUGCAAAACAAAAUUGAUUUAUGGCUUUAACUUCAAUCCAUUGACAAAAAAUUGGUCUUGGUCGUCCACUACACCUACUUUUUAUGGACUUCAUGCAAUCAAACAAAACAAAAUUGGCACAUAAAUAAUUUUCAAAAAGUACAACUUUUUUUAUUAUUAAAUGCGUACGAAUGCUGUUAUAGCUAAUAAUAAGAUGCGAUUUGUCGAGCGACACAUAAAGUUAUCGUGUUUAUAAACGGUCUAUUGUGCCGAACAAUAAUCAAUUGUUUAAAUAUCACGUCAAUAAGUUACACAAUAGGGAGCAUGUCGAUAUGAUCCGAGCAGCAUGUAAUGAUAAUUUAUCUGCAGAGUAUUGUCCGCUACUACAUAAUCGGUGUAUUUUCGAAGAACAAUUCAAAGAGUGGAACGAAAUCUUUUAGUACCCGAAUCUUUUGCAUCGUGGCAAUUCUGUAAUUAACAGAAUAAAAAUUUGUUCAUUAAAAA